AUGGAGAACUACCAUAUCCUAGAGAAGAUCGGUGAAGGCUCCUUCGGGCGCGUCUACAAGGGGCGCCGGAAACACAGCGCCCAGGUGGUGGCCUUGAAGUUCAUCCCCAAGGUGGGGCGGUCUGAGAAGGAGCUGAAGAACCUGCAGCAGGAAAUAGAUAUUAUGAGAGGCCUUCAUCACCCCAACAUCAUCCAGAUGCUUGACAGCUUUGAGACCAACAAGGAGGUGGUGGUGGUGACAGACUAUGCAGAGGGGGAACUCUUCCAGAUCCUGGAGGACGAUGGGAGUUUGCCUGAGGACCAGGUCCAGACUAUUGCUGCCCAGCUGGUCUCUGCUCUCUAUUACCUGCACUCCCACCGCAUCCUGCACCGUGACAUGAAACCCCAGAACAUCCUCCUGGACAAAGAUGGCGUUGUCAAGCUCUGUGACUUUGGGUUUGCCCGUGCCAUGAGCAUCCACACCAUGGUGCUGACCUCCAUCAAGGGCACCCCAUUGUACAUGCCCCCUGAGCUGGUGGAGGAAAGGCCGUACGACCACACAGCAGACCUGUGGUCUGUGGGCUGCAUUCUGUAUGAGCUGUUCGUGGGCACUCCUCCUUUCUACACCAGCAGCAUCUUCCAACUCAUCAGCCUCAUUGUCAAUGACCCCAUCAAAUGGCCUGUGGCCAUAAGCCCAGCCUUCAAGAGCUUCCUGCAGGGACUACUAAAGAAGGAUCCCCGCCAGCGCCUGUCAUGGCCAGAGCUGCUCUCUCACCCUUUCAUUGAUGGACAGGUUACUGUGAUUGAUGACACAGAAGAACAUGGGAUCUCAAACCCUUUCACCACCAAACUGUCACCAGAGCUGCAGGCCCUGAAGGAGCAGCAAGCCCAUUCUGUGCCCCCCUGCAGUGGCCAGUCCAGGAUCGUGAGAAAGGCCCAGCAGAAGAUGCUUGAGAAGGCACAGAAAAAGGGGCAACUGAAGGCAGGUGAUGCACCUAUGAAGGAUUUUGGCAAAGGAUGCCUGGGGCAUGGACCCAGAGGAGCUCCAGGGAAGGCAGCCCUCGGGGAGGGGGAGCCACAAGGUGCCUCCAACGAGAAGAACCCCAGAGUCCUGCAAGGAAAGAGCAGCAUGGCAAUGCGAGACCUGAAGGAGCCUUCUCCCAGCGCAUGGGAGCACAGCAUCACUGGACACUCCACACAGGCGUUCCCUGGAGUAGGUGCCGCUUCACAGCCUGGUGCUGGCAAGGCAGAGUCCCAGGGUGGGCACAGCAUUGAGACUGUGGACCUGGAGAGUGAGGAACUGGAGAGUGAUGAGGAGUGGCAGCAGCUGAUCGAAGCUACUGAGCCCUCGGCUAUGCAGCUGAGCCUCCUGAGUGAUCCAGCCUUCCAUCACCGUGUCCAGACCUGGCUGGCAGAGUCUGCUCAGCAGGUGCUAGAAGGGAUGCUGGAGGGAGCCUGCUCUCUCCGUCCUAUACUCCGUUUCAUGGGCAAUCUGGCUACCCGAUGUGACUCUGAGCUGCUGGAGUACUUCUUCCAAGAGCUAAAUGUGCCUCUGUCCCUGCUGUCUUUAGCCAAGCAGAUCCUGGAGAGUGGUAGCACCAAGGAGCAGCCCUGGUGUAUCACAGUGCUGACAGAUCUCCUUAUGGUGACAACAGUUUAUUUCAGCAGUGAGCACAACCUAGAGGAGAGCGUGCAAAAGGACAGCCUUCAGGCCUUCCUCAAGAGUGUCAGCUGCUUCCUAGCCCUGCUGCCUGAGCUGCUGGCUCAGCCAGCUGACAGCGAGAUGAAGCUCUGCCAGCAAAGCCUCCUGUGCUUCACCCUGCUCUGUGAGAGCUUGGAUGCGACACAUCCCUCCAUCUCAGCCCCCUUCUAUGCCAGCCUGAGAGAGAAGCAUCAGCCCCUGCUGAAUAGACUCCUCCAGGGAUCCAUCCCAGAGCAGCCUGCUUUGCAAGGUCCGGUGACAGAGGCCAAGGCAGCCCAUGACCAGAGCCCACAUAUGGAAGACUUCUUCAUGGCUGCACUGGCUGCUGCCUGCAGCAUCCCUCAGGAGAGGAAAGGCUGUCGGGAAGCCAAGCUGCAGGUUGCUCAGGAGGUAGCUGCAAAGCUUACGGAGAGCCAGCAGCUUGGGAAACUGCUGGACGGGCUGGAGUACCCAAGUUCCUCCUUAAAUGUGCUGAAGAUCCUCUAUGCUGGCUGCCAUGCCAGCCUGAGCCUGUGCCAGCACCUGGGAAGGGGACAACAACUGUGGAAUUCCCUCAUUCAGCUCUUGAAGGGCAAGGUCCCUGUGGUGGAGGUGACCCCAGGGGCAGCCUGUGAGGCCUCUCUGUACCUGCUGGCCCUGCUCACCCUGCAGCUCCAGGCUUCCCCUCCCAGGCUUGAGGAGGUGGUUACCCUGGCUGUGGAUCUCAUCACCCAGUCUCCUAUUGUGUCCCUUGUGGGUGCUGCAACAUUUCUCCUAACACAGCUCAGUCAGCAUGGGGUGGCCUUGGAACUAAGGGGAGAAGAGAUCCUACCGGUGGUGAUAAAUGUGCUGACAGCAACUGCUGAGCUGCAGCUCCCUCCACCAAUGAGUGCUGGUCUCUACGAUGCUCUCUUUUUCCUCCUGCUGAAACUCCUUGCCCAGGAGGACAUGUCCAUGGAGCAGAGCUUUGCUGCUUCAGACCUGUGGGGCGUGCUGUGGCAUCGUGUUGCCUCAGUGCUUCGUGUGGGCAGUGACAGAGCAGCACUGGAGGGAGACCCCCCCGGGGCAGGUCACCUUGUGGCAGAGCCAGACUGGAACCUCCUCUCCCCUCAAGGCACCCUGCUCUUCCUAAGCCUGGCUCUCUUUGUCUUCACUCGUGAGUCCCACUGCUGCCUGUCUCAGCUCAUCCAGUCCCACGGAGUCCUCAUGGUGACACUGAAGAGGCUGUUGUCCCCUGGCUUCCUGGCAUGCCUGGCACAAACGCAAGCAGGACAGGAUGGGGACCCUGAGCUUGUCCCAGCUGUGGUGAUCCAGGCCUGCCAGCUUCUCUGUUUUCCUUUUGCCCUGGAUGUGGAUGGAGACACCUUAGCAUUGGUCAUGGAAGCUGUAAGAGAUGCCCAGAUCCCUGCCCAGCUGCUGCAGGUCUGCUCUUGCCAUCUGCCCCUCUCAUACACUGAACUCCCCAUGAGUCUCCUGUGCCACCUCACUGUGUCUAACAAGCAGGUCAUAGACCAAGUGGUGAGGGAAGCCGCUGCCUCAGAGCACAUCAUUACCUUCUUGAUGUCUGCCUUAUUUUCAGGCAGCCUUAAGCUCACAACUGACCUCCUGUCCCUCUUGACCCACGUGGCCCGGGCCCACCCAGAGCACCUGCCCUUUCUCCAGAGCAUCCUGAGGGGCUCCGAUGUGGCAGGCCAGCCACUGACCCACCUGCUCAGCCAUAGGCAACACCUGAUACGGGCCAAAACAUGCAACCUUCUGGGCAACCUGCUCCGACAUGGCCACAGCUUUCCCUGGGUGCUGCAGAGCCAGCACGGUUUGCUGGAGAGCCUGGUGGAGUGCCUGCUGGACCAGGAGGACAGUGUGCGCAAGGCAGCCAGCUUUGCAGUGGGCAAUGCCACGUACCAUGAGUGCUGCCCAUCUAGGACCCUGGGCAGGGCUGUGCCUCAGCUGACGCGGCUGUUGGGUGAUGUGCAGGCCAGGACACGCUGCAAUGCAGCCUCAGCCCUGGGCAACCUGGGCCGGCGCUGGGCUGAGCUGGGGGACCUGCUGAUGGAGAGCAGGGUCCCUCGUGCCCUACUGGAGACAGCCUGCCAGGACCCUCGGGAGAGCGUGCGGGAGGAAGCCCUCAUCGCGCUGCGAGUCCUCAGCCAGCACUCUGAGAUGCAACAGGUCCUGCACUCCCUCAGAGCCACUGAGAAGUUGUCUGUGCUGGCCGGCGGUGAUUCUCAGCCUGCUGUUGCUGGCAUCCCCCGGCUGUCUUCUGCUCGGCACUGCGAGAAGCUCCUCCGCCUCCUCGCCCCUCUGCGCACGGGCAGCAGCGGUGCUGGAAACCUCUAA
This is a messenger RNA of Indicator indicator, 3996 nucleotides long. RefSeq names its product serine/threonine kinase 36 (gene STK36). Gene Ontology annotation, molecular function: ATP binding; protein kinase activity. The transcript is spliced from 26 exons. The record is from RefSeq and is a predicted model, not a curated record. Gene Ontology annotation, biological process: protein phosphorylation. Lineage: Eukaryota; Metazoa; Chordata; Aves; Piciformes; Indicatoridae. Bases 1 to 3996 code for a protein of 1331 amino acids. Gene Ontology annotation, cellular component: cytoplasm.